Messenger RNA from Quercus lobata, 1590 nucleotides. RefSeq lists its product as uncharacterized. The transcript is spliced from 6 exons. The coding region runs from base 730 to 1206 and encodes 158 amino acids. NCBI's taxonomy places the organism in Eukaryota, Viridiplantae, Streptophyta, Magnoliopsida, Fagales, Fagaceae. The record is from RefSeq and is a predicted model, not a curated record.
UUGAUUUUCUGUUUGAGAUUUCUUUAACUUUCUUGCUUUCUGAAAGGCUAGGAGCUAAUUUCCGAGAAAAUCACUCCAAGGGAGGCCCAUUGGCUAGGAAAAGAAAAUGGGGUCGGAUAGAGGAAAUGAGUGGCGAGGGGAUGUACGUGAAGUUCUGUGAUUCCUAGAGAGCAUAGAGAAAUAGAUUGCUAAUUAUCUAAUGGGAACAGUACACAUGGCUAUAAAAUCUCAGUCCACUUGGAUGAGAAAUGGACCCCACAUGACACUUAUCCAGGAUGUUCUGUGGAAAAAAAAGAUGGAAGAUAUAAUAUUAUAUGCAGAGAACAGAGAUUGAUGAGAGAGCGGGAGAGAGAGUUUAGUAACAUAGGAUAAUGGUAAUCCAAUGGAAAAUUUUACCGAUGGGAAAUUACAUGUUGUAAAAUAUUGUGAGAGAAAGCAGCCUUUUUUCUUUAUUGGUGAUGAUUAUUGGUGAUGAUGGCACAUGGACGGCACGGGAGCCAGUGCCGACUUCUGUAGGAUUUUUGUCAGUAUAAAUUUGAUGUUUUGUGAAGCAAUUUAACUUCAACUCACACACACUGAUCUGAUCUCCUACUAGCACUGUUUCCACUGUGCUUUCUUUUUCUUCAAAUCAUUUCUGUUUGUUUUUUUCAACUGGGUCUUUCUUGGAUUUAACUUUUAUUAGUUUUUGGAGGUAGUUUUUUUUGUUGGUUAAAAAAAGAAAGAAAGAUAAUGGAGAGUAAGAAGCAAGAGUAUUCACCUUCCUCACUCACUGCUGAUCUCUUUGGUACCAAGGAGUUGCCACCAUCACCGUCAGCAGGAACUUUUGCAUCUAUUUUUCCGCCUCCUUCGAUGGUGGCUGGGAAGAACUCAGGCACUGAGGUAAUGGGAUCUUGGCAGAAACCAAAUUCAGAAAAUCACACAUGGAACAUGAAACAAGAAACUUCAGCUAUGAAUAGCAAGGUUGCACGCUGUAGCAUACCCAACAAUGACAGGGGUUCAGUUUUCCAGGAACAAAGAGUGGAACCUUGUCAUCUAAGUUCAUCUCUUUAUUAUGGUGGGCAAGACGUCUAUUCCCAGUACCCGAGUACCCAAAACUCUGAAUCAUUCCCUCUAUUCAAGGAAGAUGGGGGAGAAGAUGAUCUGAAUGGAAACAAUGCAAACAGUGCAUCUCGAGGAAAUUGGUGGCAAGGUUCACUUUAUUAUUAGGGCCUUGCCUUCCUAGGCAUAUGAAAUUUCCAUCUAUUUUCAAGGAAUUCACGGAGCCUUUGUAAUAAGCAUGGCAGAUUUGCAAAAUAAAUAAGUAGCCUGUAGACAAAGCUUAUAAGCGACUAGUUAUGGCUGCUCUCUCAGUUUAAUUGUACAAAGCCUUUGUGGUGACUAUCACAUCAUAUCUGUUUCAAUGGAGAACCAGAACAGAUGGUUGAUAGAUUCUAUAAAAGUUGUCCAGGUUCUCUCUUGGGCUAAGUUUUCAUAUGCGGUCGAACAAUGUUAUGUGCUCCUUUUAAACCUGUAAUUGAUAUAAUAGAUGGAUAGAAGGGCGUCAAGUAGUUUGAGAUAUGUUAGUAAGGUUUUAUUUAUUUUAUGUUGUGA